This is a messenger RNA of Lacerta agilis (Sand lizard), 2553 nucleotides long. RefSeq names its product annexin A6 (gene ANXA6). Gene Ontology annotation, cellular component: cytoplasm; focal adhesion. Gene Ontology annotation, molecular function: GTP binding; chondroitin sulfate binding; actin filament binding. Gene Ontology annotation, biological process: plasma membrane repair; mitochondrial calcium ion homeostasis; growth plate cartilage chondrocyte differentiation. The coding region runs from base 202 to 2223 and encodes 673 amino acids. NCBI's taxonomy places the organism in Eukaryota, Metazoa, Chordata, Lepidosauria, Squamata, Lacertidae. The record is from RefSeq and is a predicted model, not a curated record. The transcript has 26 exons.
GUUGCUACUCGAGCGGAGCCGAGGCGAAGGAAAGGAAACAGCUGCGGCCCUUCGAGGUCAUCCUUUCCUCCGGCGUCUCGAGUGCCCCGCGGCCUGGCUGCGCACCGACGGAGGCGCUUCUUCCUAACGGCUCUAGCGGAGUAGGCCUCCUGGUGCUCGUGAACAUCCGCCACCUCUUCUGUUAAUACUGAUCCAGAAGUCAUGUCAAGCAGCGGAAAGGCUGGGAGAUACAGGGGUUCAGUGAAGGAUUAUCCGGAUUUUGAUGCCAACCAGGAUGCUGAGGCCCUCUAUAAUGCUAUGAAGGGAUUUGGCAGUGACAAGGAAGCCAUACUUGAACUAAUAACAUCCAGAAGCAAUAAGCAAAGACAUGAAAUCUGCCAGGCAUACAAGGCUCUUUAUGGCAAGGACCUGAUUGCAGACCUGAAGUAUGAACUCACUGGGAAAUUUGAAAGGCUGAUUGUGGGCCUAAUGAGGCCCUUGGAAUACUUUGAUGCCAAGGAAAUCAAAGAUGCUCUCAAGGGUAUUGGGACUGAUGAGAAGUGCCUCAUUGAGAUCCUGGCUUCUCGGACCAAUCAGCAGAUACGUGCUCUAGUGGAGGCCUACAAGGAUGCAUAUGAGAGGGACCUGGAAGAAGAUGUUGUAGCAGACACCUCGGGACACUUCAAGAAGAUGCUUAUCGUCCUCCUCCAGGGCACCCGAGAAGAAGAUGAUGUUGUAAGUGAAGACUUAGUGCAGCAAGAUGCCCAGAAUCUGUUGGAUGCUGGGGAAGCGAAAUGGGGCACAGAUGAAGCCGAAUUCAUUUACAUUCUUGGAAGCCGAAGCAAGCAACAUCUUCGGCUGGUCUUUGAUGAGUAUCUGACGAUCGCUGGCAAGCCCAUUGAAGUAAGCAUCCGGGGAGAGCUGUCUGGAGACUUUGAAAAACUGAUGCUAGCUGUAGUGAAGAAUAUCCGGAGUACAGCAGAGUAUUUUGCAGACAGGCUCUUCAAAGCCAUGAAGGGCUUAGGAACGAGGGACAACACGUUGAUUCGGAUCAUGGUGUCACGCAGUGAGAUUGAUAUGUUGGACAUCCGGGAGAUAUUCCGGACUAAAUACGAGAAGUCACUGCAUCACAUGAUUGAGAGUGACACAUCUGGUGAAUACAAAAAAGCGCUUCUGAAGCUGUGUGGGGGAGAUGAUGAUGCUGCAGGUGAGUUCUUCCCUGAAGCUGCACAGGUGGCGUAUCAGAUGUGGGAGCUUAGUGCAAGGGCCAAAAUAGAGCUGAAAGGUACCAUUUAUCCAGCUGCAAAUUUCAAUGCUGAUGGUGAUGCAAAAGUACUAAGGAAAGCCAUGAAAGGUCUUGGCACUGAUGAAGGUGCUAUCAUUGAGGUUGUCACACAGCGGAGUAACACUCAGAGGCAAGAAAUCAUACAAGCAUACAAGUCUCAUUAUGGCCGGGACCUGAUAGCUGACCUGAAAUCUGAAGUAUCGGGGCCCUUGGCGAAGGUUAUCCUGGGACUGAUGAUGACACCAGCGCAGUAUGAUGCUAAGCAACUGAAGAAAGCUAUGGAGGGGGCUGGAACUGAUGAAAGUGUUCUCAUUGAAAUUUUGGCCACUCGGAACAACCAGGAGAUCCAAGCAAUUAACGCAGCAUAUAAAGAUGCCUACAGUAAGUCUUUGGAAGAUGCACUGAGUUCUGACACUUCGGGGCAUUUCAAAAGGAUCCUCAUCUCUCUGGCUCUGGGGGCCCGUGAUGAAGGAGGAGAGGACCUUGCUAAAGCUCAGGCGGAUGCCCAGGUUGUUGCUGAAACCCUGAAAUUGUCCGAUGUUUCUGGUGAUGAUUCGACAUCUCUGGAGACACGCUUCAUGACCGUCUUGUGUACGCAGAGCUACCCCCAGCUCCGGAGAGUCUUCCAGGAGUUCGUUAAGAUGACAAACCAUGACGUGGCACAUGCCAUCAACAAGCGGAUGUCUGGAGAUGUGCGCGACGCCUUUUUAGCCAUUGUGCGGAGUGUCAAGAACAAGCAAGCUUUCUUUGCUGACAAGCUGUACAAGUCCAUGAAGGGUGCUGGCACAGACGACCGAACUCUUAUCAGGAUUAUUGUCUCAAGGAGUGAAAUUGAUCUGCUCAACAUCCGACGGGAAUUUUGGGAUAUCUAUGACAAAUCUCUCUAUCACAUGAUCGAGAAGGACACCUCUGGAGAUUACUGCAAAGCCUUGCUAGCCAUUUGUGGGGAAGAAAAGUAACCAGCAGGUGAUUCUUGUGGAAGCUUGUCCUUGUGUCUGUGCCGGCGUCACUCACAUAUGUGUAGCCUAGAUAUAUCACUGUUGCUUUUAGAAGCAUCAGGGGGUGUUUCGGAUCCACUGAGAAGAUUCACAUUGGCUGGGAGGGGGGGAAGAUAUUGCAGAAGAGCUUAACACUGCAAACAACAAAGACCACGGGGAUUGCUCAGUCCAGUGGGUGGGGGAGUUGUCCAAACUGGUGCAAAACUUAAGUAUUGUACACAAGUCCAAUGAAGUAGCACUGUUAUAGGUAUUUUAAACCAAAGAAAUAAAAUGUUACACGUUGCUGGCCAC